AGGCUCUCCGUAGAUGGGCUCUGACCAAACCAACAUGGGAAACAUGGAACCAACCAUCAAGUUAUAGCCGCAGACAAAGUCCAUCUCGAACGCAACGUGUAGGCAAAGGGUUGCCACGGAAGGACUUUGACUUCGAACAUAAUGUAGAUUCCUUUUACAGGUCAACAAUGGCGAAGACCGAUGGAAGCUUCUAUUUCCAAAGAAGCGGACUUUUUUGGAUAGUAACUGUGACUCUGUCCAUGAGCUACUACACAUGGACUGUUUUUUGGUCUGAAGCUAUCCCAUAUGAACGCUUAGGCCCACUCGGUUCCUUGACAAAGUAUCUUGUGGAUAACCAUUACCCUCUUCUGCACUAUGGUUGGUGGCUUGCCUGGGCUAUACAUUUUUUUGAAGCAGUUGUUGCCAUGAAAAUAUGCAGUGAUAAAGGAGUGGGAAGCCUCAAAGCACGUUGCAUGUGGUUUGUACAGACAUUCCUGUUUGGGUUUGCCUCUCUCGGCUUGCUAAUUAAGUACAAGCCUGAUCAUUUAUCAAAGGAAGACUGACUCGCAUUGGAUGCUGUUGAAGAGUCUUUGUGAACAAAGCACUUCUGUACACCUCUACAAGUCAACAUAUAUUAUCUUUGGACUAAUACUACUAAUAAGAAGAAGAAGAAGAAGAAGAAGAAUGUUGAUGAUGGUGGUGAUAAUAAUUGGAGAAUUACCCUCAUAUUGUGAUUAAGCUUAUUGACAUACAACCUGUGUCAAUAAUUAGUAUUUUGCAUGUAUUAAGCAAUCAAUACAGAUUUUUGAAUACAUUUUUACAGUUUGACAACAUAAUGCUUGUGUCCUUAUUCAAGACCAGUGUGAUUUAUGAAGAAAGUGCAUACCUAUUUAUGUGAACAAACAAUGAAUUUCAUUAAAUGUGAACAACACUCUAUACUGUAUGUAACAUACAUGUUCUAUCUUAAAACAUUGUGAUGGUUCCCGAAAUAGAAAAUGAAUACGAACAAUUUAA
Alosa sapidissima (American shad) is the source of this 993-nucleotide messenger RNA. It is a transcript of the gene tmem254, whose product is annotated as transmembrane protein 254. The record is from RefSeq and is a predicted model, not a curated record. The transcript has 4 exons. Bases 168 to 542 code for a protein of 124 amino acids. Lineage: Eukaryota; Metazoa; Chordata; Actinopteri; Clupeiformes; Clupeidae.